AAGAGGUGGAGUUUGAGUCAUUAUCAGCUAACCUCGCAUGCUAGCGCUAGCUAACGGCACUCAACCAGACAGAGGAUACCAAGACUGUGCACUGUACGGCCGAGGAUAAAGCUGCUCAAGACACACAGUGCCAAUGGAGAGGGUGUUGACUGGUCUUCUCUUGUUAGUCUCCACUCACUGUCUCUUGGUGGAGGCUCAAGCUGAUGGGAUUAGCUUCAGUCUGAAGGGAGAGAGCUACUCACACAAUGACCUGGUCAAUAUGGAGGAUAUAGGGGCUGGUGAUAAUGGCCUCAUAGCCGCCACCACACACAGGCCUUGCUGUACUAGCGGUGACUGGUUCUUGCCUGGAGCAAGCACAGCACUCAGCUCAGAGGUGGCUGAGAGCUUCUAUCAGAGCAGGAGUGCGAAUGGAGAGCUGGUAUUGAAUAGAGGGGACUUUGUACCUACUACAGCAGGUCUGUUCAGAGUCAACAUCCCCAACUCUAGUGGUGUCCUCACUGAUGUCUAUAUUGGCCUCUACACGGACACUGGAGGAGAGCCCACUGUGACUAGCCUCACAUACGACGCCCCCACACUCACCUGUUUGUCCAGUGGGGGGCCGGCCACUACUGUCGUGUGGCGUAGGAACUGCUCCCCCCUCACAAUAGGCACACCCUCACAGAGCGUUACAGGCAGUGUUGCGGGGGCGUACACCUCCACCCUCACACUUCCCACACCAGUUGAGGACGGUGUCUACAGUUGUACAGUGGAGAACAGACGAGGGAGAUCCAGUAGCACAGUCACUGUCGGAGAUGAUGUUACCUUUGAUGUCACCAUCACUCCUAGUGAAGCCACACCCAUUGCUGGUCGACCUUUGACCCUCACUUGUAGCCACAAUAGUGGUGAUGACCCCACCUCUGUCAGCUUCCAAUGGUUGGACACACAGGGAACAUCUGUCAGUGAUACCGCCACCCUGACCUUUGAAACGCUGAGAGAAAGUCAGCGAGAGUACUAUUGUGUGGUUACCGUGGGAACUGAAGUCGGCUGUGGCGAGUAUUAUAGCAAUGUACAAGUUCCUGUGUUUGGUGUUGAUAUCGCUGAUGUAUCUGGAACUGUUGGCAUGGCAACAACGCUCAGCUGUACCCUAUCCGACGCCUCUGUUACCAUGGCAAUGUAUCACUUCUUCAAGGGGGGUGUUUCCGUGGGUACUAGCUCCACCCACAUGUAUAUCAUCCCCAUGGCUCGGGUGUCUGAUGCUGGGAAUGACUACACAUGUCAGGUGGUCAUAUCUCUUGACUACUUGGACCUCUCCAGUCCACUCACUCUGAGCAGCAACCAACCAGCCACCGUGUCACUGACAAUACCGGCCCCCAGUAUGACCAUCACUGUGACCCCCUCUACUCCCUACACUAGCGUGGAUGCCAGUUUUAUCUGUGCUGCUACUACAGGGAACAUACCUGGUGUUGACGCUACCAUUGUAUUACUAAGAGUGGAGAAUGGUGUAGAAUCAGAGGUGGUCAACACAACAAGGAUCACAGCUGGUCCAAUCAUGAAUACCUUGAAUGUCUUCUUCGUACGAUCGUACUCCUACUCUCCUGCUAGUAGGAUGGCAGACUCUGGUAGCUAUGUGUGUAAGGGGACAAUCACUCCUGAAGAUACUGGACUGAGGCCAUUCAUCACUGAUGGUACUAGCAGGUCCACAGUGACAGCCAUUGACAUUGUUGAUCCAAUACUGGACAUUGAUGUAACCAUGGUAACUGGUCGUAUACUAGACAUUCCUCCAUACAACACCUACGCUAUCACUUGCAUGGCUUCAUCAAGGGUUCAAAGUACACCCACAGCAAUCACCAAGACAAUACAGUGGAGCGUGUCCUUCAACGAUGGAGCUGUUACCAUGGUAGCAGAGGGGGUGAUGACUAAUGACCUCGCCAUGGCAACUAGUUCCAGCGUCCUGAGUAUAACGACGAGUGUGUCUGGAGUGUAUGAAUACAGGUGUGGUAGCCAACUAGAGCUGGUGGGUGUGGCUGACAGUGUGGAGGGGGCGGGCACAUCAAGUGUCACUGUGUAUGGCUCUUCUCUUCCCACCACGCCCACGUCACUGACUCUACUCAGUGUGAACCAUGAGUCGGCCAUCUUUCAGUGGACGGUGAUGACUGUUGUCUAUGACAACGAGAGUUACAUAGUGAUGUAUGGCCUGAACUCUAAUGACCUCAUCAACAGCAGUGCCACUCUGCCUGGCUCCAGUGACAUCAGCCUCACCAAUAUUGUGUACAGUGUGUUUGUGGGGGGUCUACAAGUGAAGACUAGAUAUUAUUAUCGUGUGGUGUCCACCAACUCAGCAGGCAGUACCCAAUCAGAGCUGGCCACCUUCAACACCACUGGUGUUGGUCCUAGUGCUCCCCUCUCCCUGAGCUACAUGAUGACCACACCCACUAACCACACCUUCUCAUGGCUUUCUCCUAAUGAUACUGACAUUGCUGUGAACCAGUACACACUCACCUGCCAGGGAACACUCAGGAUUGGGGACUCUCUGGAUACUAUCGUCAUAGUAACUGUCAUGACCAGUGUGACCUCUGACCUUGUCCCAUGGGCCAACUACACGUGCUUCGUGGUUGCUAGUAACAACGAUGGCUCCUCCCCCAAUAGCAACGAGAUCAGUUUCAUCACUCCUGAAACAGCUCCUAGUGGACCUCCUGGUAAAUUUUUAGCUGGCUUGGAUCCUACCAGAGGGAUGAUACCAUUCACCUGGACACCACUACCUCCAAACCAAAGGAAUGGAUUCAUCAUUGCAUACUCUCUGGAGUGUAAUGCAAGCUCAGCAGAUACCGUUGUCAUGGUGUUCCCGCCACAUCCUAGCAACCAGUACACGGCUCUCAGCUACUCUGCCCUCACUGCUUACACUUGCAGUGUCCGAGCUAGGAACAGCAAGGGGGAGGGGCCACCAGCCACACUAGACGUUACCACAGGAGAAGACGUUCCGGGAGCUCCUCCGAUGUCAUUCACUGCCACCGUUCGUACUAACGGGACGGUGCUCUUUAAUUGGACUCCACCUCCCUUGGCGCAACAAAAUGGCGACCUCACUGACUACACUUUGACCUGUGCCCCGGUCCUUUCCUUCAAUUAUGGCCCUGAAGAGGUGGGCGGGAUUGGUGAGGGGUUUUCCCCUGCCACACGCUACACGUGUACGCUCGUUGCCAGCACGGCAAUCGGAGAUGGUCCAUCAGCCGGCGUAACCAUAGUAACAUUUCCAUCAGUACCAACUGUGAGUGUCAUCACUCUAUCAAGUACUCAGCUGAGGGUCAACUGGACCACACCUCUUAAUGCGCUCAUCGCAGAGCAUAUUAUAUAUCUGGAUGGGGCGGAGUUUGGCCGGUCCCAGGGGUCAGAGUUCAUUAUCAGUGGUCUGCGGCCAUACACAGAGUACAGUGUUGGGGUCAGUGCUAGUAACGAGGCAGGAGAGGGGUCAGUCAGUGAGGGACAGUCUGUCAGGACACUAGAGGACUUGCCCGGGCGUGUGGAGUGUGCCCCUCGCUGGAUGACUAGCUCCUCCACUUCUGUCACUGUACGCUGGGCCCCGCCCACUCAGGAGAAUGGCAUCACACUCGCCUACCACAUCCGAUUGGUCCGUUAUGGCAGCUCUGACUCCGCCCCCCUGGCCGAGGCUAACGUAACUAGCUCUGAUAGAGAGGUGACACUGACCCCCAGUGAUGUCUUGGUGGAGGGUGUGCCCUACACUGUCCAGGUGGUGGCUGAGAAUAUCAUCGGACGUGGUACUGAGGUCUGCCAGUCCAUUGACUUCAUCGCUCAGCUUGAGCCCCCGCCCCCCUCUGGCCUGGGGGUCUCACGUACUGCUGAUACUCUAACACUAUCCUGGGAUAUACCUACUCUACUAGAGGCUAGAGGCUACGUUAGCUACACAGUGACCUUUGGACCCAGCGUGGGGUCACGCAGGAGGCGACAGACACCUGAUGAAUGUAGCGUGUCACUAUGUAAUGUUCCCGUGGAGAGAGGGGGUGUGGUCAUCAGCGACCUGGACCCUGGAACGAACUAUGACCUCACAGUUACACCAUCCAAUGAGAACGGCAUUACUGGAGUGGCUGCCACGGCAACAGCUCCAAGUGUGAGCUCCUCCCCGGUGAGUAUAGGGCUGAUAGCUGGUGCCGCUGGAGGGGGAGUGGCUAUCAUCAUUAUACUCAUCAUUCUCAUUAUAAUCGUCUGUUGUUGUAUGAGAAUGAAGACUAAUAAACGUGGCUUCCGUCCUGAGUCAGUUGCAUUGGAUGACAUGCUCCCAGAGGAGAGUAGGUACACUGCCAACCCCACCUCCUCCUCAUCAUCAGGGACCACCUCACCACGCAGGGAGUUCACCUCUCCACUGCACAUGUCCGUCAAGGACUUCCUAGAGCCUGUGGAACUGGAGGACUUCAGUGAAUUUGUGGAUCACAUGCACCAAAACAGGAAGAAAGGAUUUGAGAGAGCGUUCCUGUCGUUGCCUAGCAGCAAGCUACAGUCCAGUGCUGUGGCUGAGAGAAUGCCAAAGAAAAAUAGAUUCCAAAAUAUACACCCUUAUGAUGAUACACGUGUCAAGCUGCAGCUGAUACCUGGAGAGCCAGACUCCCACUAUAUCAAUGCCUCCUUCAUUGACGGCUAUAACAAGCCUGGCCUGUACAUCGCAGCACAGGGACCACUACCACACACAGUCGAUGACUUCUGGCGUAUGAUCUGGGAAUACAAGUUAGAGCAUAUUGUCAUGCUCACCAAAUGCAAGGAAGGAGGCAAGACUAAGUGUACUCAGUAUUGGCCUUCAGAGGUCAACGGUGAAUACAUCACUCCCUCCAACAGCCUCUCCAUUGUCUGUCAUGAACACACACCAUACGCUGACUAUGAGAUAAGGAAGUUCUUUAUUACUGACUUGAGCAAGCCCGACGACCCAGGCUUGGUUGUCAACCACUACCUGUUCACCAGCUGGCCUGAUCACGGUGUACCAGAGUAUGCCACUGCUCUGAUUGGCUUCAUCAAACGUGUGCGUGCUCGCUUCAACCCAGAGAAGGCCCCCCUCCUGGUGCACUGUAGUGCCGGGGUGGGUCGUACUGGCACCUUUAUAGUCAUGGAUACAAUGCUGGAGAGGAUCAAGAAACAGAGCUCUGUCAAUGUCUACCAGACACUACAGGACAUCCGCUUGAAGAGGGCUAAGAUGGUUCAGACUCAGGAUCAGUUUGUGUUCAUCCACGAUGCUCUGAAUGACCUGAUACGCUGUGGUGAUACUGAGAUCCCCUCCAUUGAUAUCCGCACUCGUGUGGGCGGCCUACACAAGAUCAGAGCCGGGGGAGACCAUAUCUCAGAGUUCAACUACCAGUUUCAGCUGCUGAAUCAGGUGAGCCCCGAAGGACAGCCACUCAAUGAAGCAUUGCAGCAUUACAACAUUCACAAGAAUAGAUACCAGGACAAGGUUCCGAAUUCCAACUCGUGUGUAUACCUCAGCCACACUGAAAUAGCUGGAGGAGAAUAUAUCAAUGCCAGCUUCAUCAAUGGCUACAAGCAUCCCAAGGCGUACAUUGCCACCCAGGCUCCACUGGACACCACAGUGGAGGACUUCUGGCGCAUGAUCUGGGAGUUCCAGAGUCGUGCUAUAGUGAUGCUCUGUGACAUCGAGGAGGAGAAGGAGGAGAAGAGCUACCAGUGGUGGCCUCGUGAGGUGGACAAGCCUGUGUCCGUGAGUUCACUGCUAGUGACACUGGUAUCACAGGAGCAGCUGGCGGAGGGGCUAGUGCGCUGGAACCUCACAGUCGCAGGGGAGAAGGGUGGAUCUCCCGGACACACAAAGUUAUCCAUCUCUCUCUUCCACUACACCGAUUGGUCGGAGAAUGAUAGACCACUCAACACCGAGGCCACCCUCAAAAUGGUGGAUGAGGUCAACAGGGUUCAGAGGUCAACCAACAACAAACCCAUCACGGUCAUGUGCAAUGAUGGUAUGGGUAGGACUGGAGCAUUCAUCUGUAUCCAUGCUCAACUAGAGAGGCUGAAAACUGAAGGAGUGAUGGACGUGUUCCAGUUUGCCAAGUCAGCACGAUUCCACCGAAGCAGCCUCAUCAUAGAGAUGGAGCACUAUAUAUUCUGUCACGAUGUUCUGGCGGACUAUGUGGACACGCUGAGUGAGGUCAGUGGCUACUCCAACUUCUAGUGCAGGAACUGAACUUUGUUAUUAUAGUCAUUAAUUUUGUAUUCACAUGCUCUUUGUUGCCUCCACUCAUGACGCAGCUAUCACGAGCUGAUCAUGUGCAGAGAUAUUUAAUUUACACUUUAAUAUUUGUACAGAACAGUCUAGGAGAACAAUUGUUGUGUAAUAUUGUAUAUCAUUUGUAAGCACGCUUUGUGUAUGAUUAUGUUGAACAAGAUUUCACGCUGGUACCAUCGUUGUUGAAGAAUUAAAGAUUUAAUAUUAA
This is a messenger RNA of Halichondria panicea, 6419 nucleotides long. Its product is annotated as receptor-type tyrosine-protein phosphatase S-like. NCBI's taxonomy places the organism in Eukaryota, Metazoa, Porifera, Demospongiae, Suberitida, Halichondriidae. Bases 134 to 6157 code for a protein of 2007 amino acids. The transcript has 32 exons. Gene Ontology annotation, biological process: protein dephosphorylation. The record is from RefSeq and is a predicted model, not a curated record. Gene Ontology annotation, molecular function: protein tyrosine phosphatase activity; protein binding.